Paramacrobiotus metropolitanus is the source of this 1184-nucleotide messenger RNA. RefSeq lists its product as uncharacterized. Gene Ontology annotation, biological process: protein phosphorylation. Gene Ontology annotation, molecular function: protein serine/threonine kinase activity; ATP binding. Gene Ontology annotation, cellular component: cytoplasm. Lineage: Eukaryota; Metazoa; Tardigrada; Eutardigrada; Parachela; Macrobiotidae. The record is from RefSeq and is a predicted model, not a curated record. The transcript is spliced from 3 exons. The coding region runs from base 275 to 967 and encodes 230 amino acids.
UUCAAAACUACGGGUACAUAUAGCACUAUCUUGCUAGAAAUUUCUCAGUUUUUAAGAAUCAACUGGUUAAUUAGAAAACGAACGUGAAAUUAAAUUUCAAGAUGACCGGUGCGCUUUUUCAUAAAUACAUUGUGCGUCAGAGGGAUACGCGGAUUUACAAGGCUGGUUGAACAGAUCCAACGGCUGGGGAAGAGUGCGGAUCCUUUGCUACAUUUUCGGCAUCCAAACGUAGUGCGAUAUUUUCAUCCUCAGCCAGUUUUCCCUGCAGGGAGGAAUGAAAUAUCGGAUCCUUAUGGGAUUCUGCUCAGGUGGAACGCUACAUGAUUACACGGCGAAAGCUCCCGUAACGCGACCACUGUUGGUAAACUGGACGCGCCAGCUGCUCGACGGCCUGGCUUAUCUGCAUGAACAUCGUUACAUCCACCAUCAAAUCAACAGCACGCAUGUACUACUGUCCUCAGCGGAUAUCACAAGCUGUUAUUUGAAAAUUGGCGGCUUGAUUCAUGCGAAUAGGGCCCUUUCUUACGACGGUCUUUCGAUGGAUCCAGACUUUGGAAUAACCACACGCUUCAAGGCUCCGGAGGAGAUCAUGGGGAGAGGUGACGAAGUGGAAGAAAGUGUGGCACAAAAGACGGACAUUUGGAGUCUAGGAUGCGUGAUCAUUGAAAUGGUUACCGGGAGUAUGCCAAAAUUUUACAAAUCCACUGACGCCGGUGCAUUAACUGAAAUCACUGAAGAUCUGGCAGUGAUGUAUUUUAUCGGAAGUAACGGCUGCCCCACGGUCCCGAGUGAACUAUCCGCAGAAUGUAAACAUUUCAUAAAUCAGUGCCUAAAGAAAAAGGCUGCACAUAGGCCAAGCGCAGAAGAACUAAAAGAUCACCCCUUUUUGUUACCUAGUAAAAUAAAAAAAGGGAAAUUUCGUUCGACGGCAGGCACUUUUUUGGCGUGCUUUAGACAUCGUCGAUAAAAGCUUUCAUGAAUGCUUUAUGGCCAUCGUACCUCAAAUAUGUGGGUAAAUUUCUGCCUUUGCGCAGGCCACUGUGAUAUCUCCUAAAUAACUUGUUAUGAUUCAAACUGUUUGAAAAUUACAAAAAUUAUUCAACCUUUUUAUUGUUAAAUUAGAAAAUUUCACGAAUUCUUGUCCACAGCUAGCCAAUGCAUGCGAUACGAACGUUGCCAAAAAU